Aspergillus pseudonomiae is the source of this 1860-nucleotide messenger RNA. Its product is annotated as chaperonin-containing T-complex subunit CCT2. Gene Ontology annotation, cellular component: cytosol; chaperonin-containing T-complex. Gene Ontology annotation, molecular function: ATP-dependent protein folding chaperone; ATP hydrolysis activity; ATP binding. The coding region runs from base 76 to 1668 and encodes 530 amino acids. The transcript has 4 exons. The record is from RefSeq and is a predicted model, not a curated record. Gene Ontology annotation, biological process: protein folding. NCBI's taxonomy places the organism in Eukaryota, Fungi, Ascomycota, Eurotiomycetes, Eurotiales, Aspergillaceae.
CCAUCCACUUCCCCUGAACGUGCUGCCAGUCUCCCCCUUGACGGUAGCCUUCUUUCACAUUAAUUACUAUCCAUAAUGGCGUCUGCCAAUCCUACGCAGAUCUUUGCGGACGAUGUCAUCGAAGAGAAGGGAGAGAAUGCCCGUCUCUCCGCCUUCGUUGGCGCCAUCGCCGUCGGUGACCUAGUGAAGAGCACUUUGGGUCCUAAGGGAAUGGACAAGAUCCUCCAGUCAGCGUCGACCGGUGAGAUCCUCGUGACAAAUGACGGUGCUACGAUCCUGAAGGCCAUCGCUCUCGAUAACGCUGCAGCCAAGGUUUUGGUCAACAUCUCGAAAGUCCAGGAUGACGAAGUUGGUGAUGGCACAACGUCCGUGACCGUGUUGGCGGCCGAGCUGCUGCGUGAGGCUGAGAAGUUGGUGAACCGCAAAAUCCACCCCCAGACUAUCAUCGAAGGUUACCGGAUAGCCAGCCGGGCUGCCCUUGACGCCCUCGAGAAGGCUGCUGUCGACCGUAGUGCCGACAUGGAGUCUUUCCGUAAAGACCUCCACGCCAUCGCUCGUACCACCCUCAGCUCCAAGGUUCUGGCCCAGGAUCGUGAACACUUCGCUACCCUCGCCUGCGACGCCGUCCUCCGCCUCAAGGGCUCCACCGACCUGAGCCACAUCCAGAUCAUCAAGAAGGCCGGUGGAAAGCUUAGUGAUUCCUACUUGGACGAGGGUUUCAUUCUUGACAAGAAGAUGGGUGUCAACCAGCCCAAGCGCCUGGAGAACGUCAACAUUUUGGUCGCCAACACAGCCAUGGACACGGAUAAGGUUAAGAUUUUCGGUGCCCGGGUCAAGGUCGAGUCGACCGGCAAACUGGCGGAGCUGGAGAAGGCAGAGCGUGAGAAGAUGAAGGCUAAGGUUGACCGCAUCAAGGCACAUGGUAUCAACUGUUUCGUCAACCGUCAGUUGAUCUACAACUGGCCCGAACAGCUGUUCACCGAGGCCGGCAUUAUGUCCAUCGAACACGCAGACUUUGACGGUGUGGAGCGUCUGGCUCUGGUCACUGGUGGUGAGAUUGCAUCGACCUUCGACCACCCCGAGCAGGUUAAGCUGGGUCACUGCGACGUUAUUGAGGAGGUUAUCAUCGGCGAAGAUACUCUAAUUAAGUUCUCCGGCGUGGCUGCCGGUCAGGCAUGCACCAUUGUGCUCCGUGGUGCUACAGAGCAGCUGCUUGACGAGGCUGAGCGCUCUCUUCACGACGCCCUCGCCGUGCUUUCUCAGACUGUGAAGGACCCCCGUGUCACCCUGGGUGGUGGUUGCGCAGAGAUGGUCAUGUCCAAGGCUGUUGAGCAAGCCGCUCAGAACACCACGGGCAAGAAGCAGCUGGCUGUUGACUCUUUCGCACUUGCUCUCAAGCAACUGCCCACUAUCCUGGCCGACAAUGCCGGUCUGGACUCCAGUGACCUCGUGACCCGACUACGACAGGCCAUCAACAACGGUAUGACCAGCUCUGGUCUUGACUUGCUCACCCCCGGUGGCGGUAUUGCCGACAUGCGGGAGUUGGGUGUUGUGGAGAGUUACAAGCUGAAGAAGGCCGUGGUUUCCUCCGCAUCGGAGGCAUCAGAGCUUCUUCUGCGCGUUGACAACAUCAUCCGGUCCGCUCCCCGUCGACGUGAGCGUAUGUAAGGUGGUAAGAUGAUUUCUUCUUGAUGGCGCGAUAUGGACUGGAAACAAGUUUGUUUGGAUUCAAGCGAAACGGAGAGCAGCCACCACCGUGAGCUGUACUGGAUAAAUGUUGAUAACGUGCUCUAAUCAGAGCGUAAUAACCGUGACAUAGACCCAUUGAUUGAUUGACAUGAAACAAAAACAUUGACGAAC